AUGGCUAUGGCUACAAACAAUUUUAACAGCUCCACUCAAAUUGGCCAAGGAACGUAUGGAAAGGUUUAUAAAGACAUUCUGGCUGAUGGUACAGUUGUGGCCAUAAAACAUGCACAAGAGGGAUCCUUACAGGGUGAAAAAGAGUUCUUAACAGAGAUAGAAUUAUUAUCAAGGUUACAUCAUCAAAACCUAUUGUCUUUGAUUGGAUAUUGUGAUGAAGAAGCUAGAGGCAUCCUCUACUUACACACUACAGAAGCUAAUCUUCCGAUAUUUCACCGAGAUAUCAAGGCGAGCAACAUAUUAUUGGACUCUAACUAUAUGGCAAAAGUUGUUGAUUUUGGACUUUCGCCACUUGCCCCCGUUCCUAUUGAAGGGGUUGUGCCUGCUCAUGUAUCAACCGUUGUGAAGGGGCCUCCGGUUAGACUCUUAUAA
This is a messenger RNA of Alnus glutinosa, 432 nucleotides long. Its product is annotated as probable LRR receptor-like serine/threonine-protein kinase At1g06840. Gene Ontology annotation, biological process: protein phosphorylation. Gene Ontology annotation, cellular component: membrane. Lineage: Eukaryota; Viridiplantae; Streptophyta; Magnoliopsida; Fagales; Betulaceae. Gene Ontology annotation, molecular function: ATP binding; protein kinase activity. Bases 1 to 432 code for a protein of 143 amino acids. The record is from RefSeq and is a predicted model, not a curated record. The transcript is spliced from 2 exons.